Molecule: messenger RNA, 415 nt
Organism: Paramecium sonneborni
Lineage: Eukaryota; Ciliophora; Oligohymenophorea; Peniculida; Parameciidae
Source: the annotation of a GenBank genome assembly
AAAAUAAUUAUAAAAUGGCUGGUGUUUUAAAAACUGUUGGUGACUACUUUGAAUUAGAUAAGUAUCAGAAUGAGAUAGCUCCAUUUGUGAAGGAGAACUAUAAUAUGGUUUAAUAGAUGAUAUAGACAAAAGAGAAAGAGUGUUUAAAUAAAAAUUUAGAUAAUGAGCAGAAAUAUAUCGAAUGUAUGUAGAAGAAUGCUGAACGAUCAGAAAGGGCAUUAAAAAGACUCGGUAAUGAGAUGAUAAUAAAAUUGAGAAUAUGGAAUAAUGUAUUGGAAACAAAAAACUUAUGAGUGUUUUCAUAGUGAAGCAUACAAGGAUAAGGAGAUAAAGAAUUUUGAUAGAUGUAAGCCUAUAGCGAAUAAUGAAUUACAAGAAAUCUUUUCGAGUUUUAGGUUGUGAAUAUUGAUGAUCA